Messenger RNA from Westerdykella ornata, 2490 nucleotides. Its product is annotated as P-loop containing nucleoside triphosphate hydrolase protein. Bases 209 to 2242 code for a protein of 677 amino acids. The record is from RefSeq and is a predicted model, not a curated record. Gene Ontology annotation, biological process: ribosomal subunit export from nucleus. The transcript is spliced from 2 exons. Lineage: Eukaryota; Fungi; Ascomycota; Dothideomycetes; Pleosporales; Sporormiaceae. Gene Ontology annotation, molecular function: GTP binding; GTPase activity. Gene Ontology annotation, cellular component: cytosol.
GCGUGGGAGACUGCUGUGUGGAAGAGAUGCUGACAAAAGGUAGCGGGGAGCCGGUGUUGGGAAUAAAAUUUAGGCGAGGGGUGAAUGAUGGUGGGGCGAAUACGUCUACUGCAUAGAUUCACCUCCGAACCUUUCUCCGCCAAAACCUCCCGCCGCACCUCGUUAUACAGACUACCUACCCUAUACGACGUUCUAUUUGCCGUUCAAGAUGGUGCUGGCAAAAUCGAAGAAGAGCGUCGGGCUGGGCAACGCCCUGAUGAACGAUCGAUUUGGGAAGGGCAAGAAUUCGGAGAUGCACCGCGGCAACCUCCAGGCACAAGGUAUCAAGCGGACAGGUGCAAAUGGAGAGACUUACGUUACAAACGCCAAACAGCAAGCAUCAUGGGUCAAGAUGCGGUCCGUCACGGAACAAGGCGCACUCGACGAGUUCCUUUCUACUGCGGAGCUUGCGGGCACGGAUUUCACAGCCGAGAGGAUCAACAAUGUGAAGAUUAUACAUAAAGAUCAGAAGAACCCCUAUCUACUUUCGGCAGCAGAGGAGCGCGCCACUAUCCGGAAACACAGGGAGAACAGGCAGCGGCUAACGGUUCCGCGCCGACCGCACUGGGACGAGCGGACCACGCCUCAGGAACUGGACCGGCGAGAGAGGGAUUCGCUCAUGCAGUGGAGGAGAGGGCUGGCAGAAUUGCAGGAGAAUAACGAUCUGCUCAUGACGCCGUUUGAGCGCAAUCUGGAAGUGUGGAGGCAACUGUGGCGAGUGAUUGAGAGGUCGGAUCUCGUUGUGCAGAUUGUGGAUGCGCGAAACCCGCUGCUCUUCCGAUCGGAGGAUUUGGAGAAAUAUGUCAAAGAGGUGGACCCGAAGAAGAAUAACCUGCUGCUGGUAAACAAGGCCGAUAUGAUGACUCUGGAGCAGCGACAGGCAUGGGCGGACUAUUUUGUAUCUGCGGGCAUCAAUUUCAAGUUCUUCUCUGCCGAGUUGGCAAAGGAGAUGAACGAGGCACGCCAGCUCGAAGAGGAGAGCGAGGAAGACUCAGACUCGGACGACCACAUCGAUGAGGAUGACGUCGAGGAGAUCGAUCCUGAGGACGCUGCAGCCUCAAGGGAGCAAUCCAAUAAAGAGACGGAGAGUCAGGAGCACGACCAACCCACUACAGAUGGCGGCGUCCCCCUCUCAGAAGACUCAGAACUCACCCGCAUCCUCACCACCUCGGAACUCGAAGACCUCUUCCUCGCGCAUUCCCCUCAAAUCGACACGGGGCCCGACGGCAAACCGCGCAAGACCCAAAUCGGCCUCGUAGGCUACCCCAACGUAGGCAAAUCCUCGACCAUCAACGCCCUCAUCGGCGCAAAGAAGGUCUCCGUCUCCGCCACCCCCGGCAAAACAAAACACUUCCAAACCAUCCACCUGAGCGACCAAGUCAUCCUGUGCGACUGCCCCGGCCUCGUCUUCCCCAACUUCGCCACCACAAAGGCCGAACUCGUCUGCUCGGGCGUGCUCCCCAUCGACCAGUUGCGCGAAUAUACCGGCCCCGCCGCCCUCGUCGCCCAGCGCAUCCCCCAGCCUUUCCUCGAAGCCAUCUACGGCAUGAAGAUCGCCAUCCGGCCGCUCGAAGAAGGCGGCACGGGCGUCCCCACGGCCGAAGAGCUCCUCCGCGCCUACGCGACAGCUCGCGGCUUCUCGACGCAGGGGCUCGGUCAGCCCGACGAGUCGCGCGCCGCCCGCUUCAUUCUAAAGGACUAUGUGAAAGGGAAAUUGCUCUUCUGCCACCCCCCGCCGACGGAUCCGCCCAUCGAUCCGAAGUACUUCAAUCGCGAGCUCUACGAUAUCCAUCAUCUCCCUGCGAAACGCCGCGCCCAGCUCUCCGCACACAUGGACGCCUUGUCCCUCGCGCCUUCAUCGUCCGCGUCCGCAGCCCUUACCAACGGCGCAGCAGCAGCAGACGACGAUUUCGAGGAUAUGGAUCCCAUGGUGUCUACGACCGGCGCGCCCGUCACAGGCGAGAAGACGGCGCAAAUGGAUAAGAAGUUCUUCGGCCCCGGGCAAGGGAUGGCGCGCAUCACGAUGCCGUUCCACCACCAGUACAGCGAGCAAGGGCGCGUGAAAGCUCUGUCCGGGCGCAAGGCCAAGACCAUGGCGGCGUUGGAGCGGGAUGUGGAUCCGAGCGAGUUGCGGAUGGAGAGUAAGAAGCAUUUCAAGGGGAAUCGGAGGAGGGGGAAGCAGGCGAGGGGCGAGUAUGAGUGAGUGAGGUGGGGUUGAGGAGGGAGGGAAGUUUCACGGGAUUUUUUGCAUGGGGCAUUCGCAUUCGAGUGAGAUUUGAGGAAGAGUGGGGGAAAGAGAAAGGGAAAAGCUGGUUAUGGCGUUUCUGUGAGGUUUACAUCUGGGCUCAUGGAUUUGAUUGCUGUAGAAGCGUCUAUGAUGUUUACGAUUUUCCGGCAUUGGCCUGGGGAAACGGAAUAGCAGUCUCAUAUAUGGGAAUAUACCUGCUGAUU